Molecule: messenger RNA, 2465 nt
Organism: Aphis gossypii (cotton aphid)
Lineage: Eukaryota; Metazoa; Arthropoda; Insecta; Hemiptera; Aphididae
Product: nose resistant to fluoxetine protein 6-like
Molecular function (GO): acyltransferase activity, transferring groups other than amino-acyl groups
Source: RefSeq, a predicted model, not a curated record
UUUCGUUAUGUUUCUUUCCUCGCGGCCAGAGUAGUACCGGACGACGACGUCUGCAGUAAUGCUGUAACAAUCGCCCCGCGAAAAAUGUCGAAAAGCCGCUACACGGAUGUGAUCACGUCGUGCCGUCUGAUGAUCAUUGUCGCGUUGAUUGGUUCGUACGACAACUGCAACUACUGUCGGGCGGUGCAAUCGGUGACCGCUGCGGACUACCUACCAUACGUACGACAAGACGACUUCCGACCGCGCGAUGGUGGCGUCGACGACUUCCGGCCGGAUAGACUUCAUUACGGUGGCAGCUUCGCAAUCCCGGUCGCGGACGACGGAAACAGGACGCACGUGCAGCGAUUAUUGCGCCGCACUUCGGACAUGGUGUCCAAGUUCCUGCCGUUCGUUACUUCGGCCGAUGUGCACACACAAUGCUACAAGCACACGGCCGUGUAUCUGACGCAACUCAACGAUUUCCAGCUUUGGGCGACACAAAUGUUUGACGCGUCUGCCAAAUUUAUAUCGACUGGCUGGUUUGACGGAUCUACGUACAAUCUCGGGAACUUUGACGAAUGCGUCAAUGUCGAAGUAUUUGAACGGGAUGAUUAUAUCCAAGGACAAUACUGUCUAGUAGAAAUCGAAAUAAAUCCCAUAGCUCAUUCCAAAUUUAGAUCACGUAAACACGUUUUUAAUGAAUCCUCAUGGGAUACACUGCAGGAUUUGGCAUUUGAUCCGAACAAAAGUAUGCGGAACAGAAUUUAUAUAGCAUACUGUGUGCCACACACGUGCAACAGUGGAGACGUAUCGAAACACAUGGAAGGUAUCCUGCGGGAAAUCCCUCAGCAAAAAAUAACGACCAGUGUCGGGGCUGUCAAGUCAACGAAUACUGCAUUACCGUGGACCUGGGGAGAUUAUACAUUUUUGUCCAUAAUUGGAUUCUCGUUCAUUUUCAUUGGCGUGAGCACUUAUUAUGACUUGUUUACUUCAAUGUCUUCAUUCGAGCAUUUUCAGUUUUCCGAAAAAUCGAAAAAACACCUCGUACUCCAGUCGUUUUCACUAUCGAAAAACGUUCGUAAAUUGCUUACCUUCCCGAAGACUUCAGACAACCUGGAAUGCAUUCAUGGACUGAAAUUUAUAUCGAUGUGUUUCAUUAUUGUAGGACAUCGUUUUAUGUUCACUCUAGGCUCCCCAAUAAUGAACUCUAAUUUUAUUGAAUACUUUUAUAGCAAAAUCGAAGCCAUGGUCAUACUUAACGGACCCAUACUAGUGGAUACAUUUUUCAUAAUAAGUGGCUUCCUUGCAUGUUACUUACUAUUGGAACAUAUCCAAAAAAAUCCAAAAGCUUUUCAAAUACCGCUAUUUUACAUACACCGUUACGUGAGGUUGACACCGGUUUACGCGAUAGUGAUUGGAUUUUACUGUACGAUGUUUAUAAAAAUAGGAACUGGACCUCUGUGGAACGAGAAAGUGGGCUCGGAAGUGGAAAGAUGCCAUGAAAGCUGGUGGACCAACAUACUUUACAUAAACAACUAUAUCAAACCACAAAAAUUGUGCAUGAUACAGUCUUGGUACAUCGCAUGUGAUACGCACUUGUUCCUGACAGCCCCAAUCAUCGUCAGUCUGUUGUAUCACAAACCAAAAAUCGGAAACUUAGUACUGGCGCUCAUAUUGGUCGCGACGAUUUCCACGACUUUCUUCGUCACGUAUUUGGGCAAACUGGAUGCCUUUCUGUUGGUGCACAUCAAGACGCUGCGAAAUCCCAUCACCGACAAAACAUUCCGCAGCCUCUACAUACCAACACACACGAGAGCCACGCCGUAUUACGUCGGCAUGAUGACGGGCUUGGUGAGGCACAAGAUGAAAAACUCGUCCUACAAAAUCAACAAAUACGUGGUAUGGUCCAGUUGGAUCGUUUCGAUCUUCCUCAUGUUCGGCACGCUUUUCUCGGCCUGGUGGUUCUACGAGCCCAACUACAAAUACGACGCUUUUGUUGCCGCUCUGUACGGCGCACUGUACCGCAUUACGUGGGCAGCGGGUGUCAGUUGGACCAUCAUCGCAGUGUCCACCGGCAACGGAGGUUUUAUCGAACCUAUCCUAUGUUGGAAGCCGGUAAUAACGCUGAGCCGAUUGACGUACUGUGCGUUCUUGUGUCAUGGUGGACUGCAGUUGUACACAGUAGGCUCCAUCCGGACACCAUUUCACACGUCUUACUAUAACCUGGUGUGGUUAUCGUUCGGAGAUAUCACCCUAUCGUUCCUGGCGGCUUUCUGUUUGACAUUACUAUACGAAUCGCCCAUAAUCGGCUUGGAAAAAAUAUUCUUCAAUCCCGAUAAUAAAUCUCGUUACGUAAACAACAUCACGACAAAGAUAAGUAAUCUUAACGUCAAACCAGAAAAAUUUCAACAAAUAACAGCUCCAUAGUCGUCUAGUUACAACAAUUAUGUUCAAGAUUGUAACUCAAGUGUCUAUACUUCCUCAGU